This is a messenger RNA of Cuscuta campestris, 2727 nucleotides long. Lineage: Eukaryota; Viridiplantae; Streptophyta; Magnoliopsida; Solanales; Convolvulaceae. The record is from the annotation of a GenBank genome assembly.
CUUUGUUUUUGUCAUUUUUUUAUCUGGUUUAUUCAAAUGAAAUGAUGAAGGGCAUAGGAAUAUAGGAUGGGCUAUGCACUUGGAGUACAGUAAUGGAUGUCAACACUUCUCCAGAACCGGCACCUUAAACUCCUCGAAGGGUUUCAUAUGAAUGAAUGGGGUAUUCCCAUUAGAAAGAAAGAGCCGCUAUUAUUCUGUAGCACCAGAAAGCGAAGAUGGUAAACAAGUCCUGGAAAAUUAUUCCCCGGCCUCUCAUGGAGGCUGUCCUCAGCAACCAUGCCCAGCAGCACCGCGUCCAUCAGCCCCUCAUUCUCCAUGGGCCUCGUGGAGUUGGCAAAACCACUCUCAUCCUUGAACGUCUUUUCAACAAAUGGAACAGCGACCCUCAUGUCACAGGCUAUGUGGACUUUGCCAAACACAUAAGAGAUCACCACCCAGCACAUGGCCAAUCUUUCCCAUGGGAUUCUUGGUCUAACUGCCCGCCUCCAUCGCUGCCUGAACUCCGGGCCCAACUAGAGAGCUGCCUCGAAUCAUUGGCUUUGAAAGGCAUUAAGCUCUGCACAAUAAGCUCUCACCAGAUAUUCACAACUCUUAACAAGUGGCACGGACUCACUGCAGCUCUUAAGCAGAUCUUGAGUGCUGAUGACCAGUCAAAUCCCAGAAUGCGUGUGUCCACUAGGGUUCCAUCGGCAUUGAAUUUGUGGGAAAGGGCGGUAUUGGUGGCAUCUUCUCGACUAAAUGCUGAGGAGCUUGGCGGAUUAGAUGGGGUGGAGGAGGAGGGGUCAUAUAACAGGGAGUCAUUAGCAGCUUUGAAGCUGGCCAAGGUAGUAAUGAGGCUGCAACAGAAGUGGAGAAGUAAUGCAGUUAAGCAUUUAAAUCAGACUGGUGGGUUUUCAAGGUCCUUGGCGAAUUCUGCUACCGACUGGCCAUGUUUGCUGCUUGAACUCUUGUCUUCAGCAGCCGAAGUUGGCUAUUUUCAGCCAAAGUUGGUUAUAAAUAACAUUGAAAUUCUAAAGAAUGCUGUACUAGUAGAUGAUUCUUCGGUCUGUGCAUCCAUGUAUCAUGAUAGCUUGAUAUGGAGAAUAAUAGCCUUGGGUGCGAAUGAGAGAUGUCUCCCGAUUGUUCUUGUCACCUCAGAUAGCUAUUACUCGUAUCGUGCUUAUAUGGACUUCGGUUUUCCCGACAUUUUCAUCUCCCGCGAGACAUUUGGAUGGACUCCUGCAGAGGCUAAAAUACAUCUGGCUGGUCAGUUUUUCAGCCAGUCUGAGUUGGAUGUAAUUGUUGAAGUUUUAGGAUCAAACCCAAGGCACCUCUUUGAGCUUUACGCACUGAAACUAAGUAGCUCUUUUCAGAAGUAAGUAUGGUUGUAUGCAACAUUAUAUGUCUUGUUAUUGCAAAAUGAUCUUGUGGUUCUUAUUUAACAUUUCACUCUGCUUGAAGCAGUAGCUCCUGUGGAGGAUAUACUGUGAGAAGCUAGACUGAGGUGAUUUGGUCACAUAAGGAGAAGAAGUUCGGAGGCUCCAGUGAGUAGAGGAGAUGCGAGAGACUUGCAGUAGUGGGUGCGAUUAGGGAUAGGGGUUGACCUAGGAAGAAUUGGAAAGAGAUGAUUAGACAAGACUUACGACUUAAGGAUCUUACUGAGAAUAUGACCUUAAAUAGGAAUGUUUGGAGAUUUAGGAUUAGAUUAUCUAGGUAGUCCUUUGUGCUUUAGUUUGUAGUUUACAAAGUUGUGUUUUUUCCAUCAUCUGUAGCAUGCAUAUGUCUGCUUUCUUUGCUUUGAGUCUUGUUGCUAGUGUCGUUUGUGCAUGUUUUGUGAUUUUGCUCUUGAGUUCAUGCUAAUGUGUUUCAUGUAUGUACUUUUGUGCUUGAGCCAAGGGUUUCUUUGAAACAGGCUCUCUACCCCUAAGUUGGGGCAAUGUCUGCGUACACACAUCCUCCCCAAACCCUACUUUUGUGGGAUUUUACUGGGCCUGUUGUUCUUGCUGCCAGUAUACAUGCCUUCAUGCAUGUUGAUUUUAUGCCUUCAACUUUAUUGCUUCUACUAUUUUCUGUACUUUUAUUGGUAUGAGACAUGCAUGUGAACACUUGGAUGUAUAAAAAGGUAACUUGUGGAGUUUAUGCUCUGCCUUUGGAUGAACAAUGCAAUGAUAGUAUGGUGGGUUCAAUUUAAAAACAAUCCACGGUAGUGUUUGAUUGGGGUUUUCACCUGUAUGGUUGUUCUUCCCCUGGGACAUCUGAGUAUCUGAGAUAUAAUAGGUAUGGAAAUGAACUUGACAAAUAAAAGCAAUGUAGGCAGAUAAUUUUUCUUCUUUGAAAGCCUGACUCUUGGGGGAAUUUUGAUCCAAUUCCAUAUUGAUAAUGUGAAUGACUAAAUUGAAGAGUGAUUAAGUAAGAUGUAAGACUACUUAUUAAUAUGAUUACCUUUCCUAAAAAAAAAUGAUUACCUUGAGUUUCUCGGGAUUGUUUGUGUUUUUUUUAAAUUUCCUUUUUACCUUCAAAGUUCGAUAGAUCAUAUUCUAAUGUAAUCAUGCAUUGCCACAAUAUGAAUCAAGCAUGCAUUGUCAUCUUACAUUCCUUGAAUACCACAUUACCCAAUAAGAGGUAAUGUGAUGAGUUAUAACAUAAGGUACUCUAAAAUAACCCAAAUCAAAUGUUUAUAUGUUGCUAUAUAGCAAUGAACCUUUUUUUUCUGCAUCAUUGUAUGCUAAAGAAAACAGUAUUGGAAUA